AUGAAAUUUCACAAAAGUCCUACCCUUGAUAAGUUUGAGUUGUUUUUUUUUGGUCCAAAUAUUUUUGAGUUGUUAUUUGUGCAUAAAAUUUCCAAGCAAAAUUUGAUCAACUUGACAAAUGUUGCCUUAAACAAAAACCCAAAAGCUGUAAGUGUUCAAAAUGAUGAUUUUUGGUCUCCUAGUCCUUACUAUCUUCCAUCUGAUGCCUUCAGAAAUCGAUACAUCGUUUCGCUUUAUCUUUAUAACAUUGAGAUUAAAUUCCCAGGUAAAGUUGAUAUGAGUUCAUUAAGGAAAUUGGAACUUGUUCAUGUGAUUAUGCAUGAUGGUACUUUCAAAGUUUUAACAAGUGGGUGUCCAAGAUUACAAGAAUUGGUGAUAAAGUAUUCUCACAAAUUGACUAAGUUGCACUUUACUGCUCCUAACAUUGAAAAAUUGGAGCUUCAUUUUGAUCAUAGUGUAACAUUAAUAGAGGAGCAAUUUUUCACAUUGAAUUGCCCUAACCUUAAGAUCUUGCAUGUUAAAGGAAUAUGUUUGGGAUUUCUACAAGUGAUUAAUGCUUCAUCUGUUCAAGAAGCCAAGAUCAAUCGAUGUACAGAGUGGCCUGGAUGUGAGCCGUACUGUGAUGACCCGAAUAACAUGGCUCAGGGCGAAUUUGACAAAUUACUCAACAAGCUUCGAAAUGUCGAGUUUUUAGAAUUGGAUGAUAGAAAUGGAGCUUACAUUCAAUUAAAACCCUGUGGAGAAUAUGGACGUGAGAAACUGAUUUUUCGAGCACCUAGAAGAUAUUUACUUCUCAGGCCAGGAAUCUAUGGAAGCUGUCUGGUAGACAUUAUCAGGUUACUAAAAAGCUCAUCGAUCUUAAUGGAAGUUACAAUAUAUGCUGAUGUGGAUUUGUUCUGUGAUUGCAAUAUGCUCAUGCAUGAGCUAUCUUCUCCUUGUGUGCUGGGAAAUCUUAGAUCUUUUAUCAUUAGUAAAUACAAGAAGCCAUGUGAAGCCCUUGGUCAGCUGAUAGCAUUUGUGCUUAAAAGUGCAGUCAUUUUGGAAGAAGUGGCUAUUGAAAUCAGUGGAAAGGAUGAACUGUUUUCAGCAGAGGGCCAAGGAUUCAUUCUGCAGCUGUUAAGCUUCCCAAGGGCGUCACCGAAAGCCAAAGUUGAAAUUCAUUUUGGAUUGAUCGUUUUACUAUGUUGGUGUGAUCUCGACUGGGAUGCAGCCGUUCAUAGACUCGUAGUGGAGUCACCCUUACAGCCUGCCUUUCUUUCCUUUCCUUUGACACCCUUAGCUACUUAA
Molecule: messenger RNA, 1287 nt
Organism: Chenopodium quinoa (quinoa)
Lineage: Eukaryota; Viridiplantae; Streptophyta; Magnoliopsida; Caryophyllales; Amaranthaceae
Exons: 4
Coding region: 1-1287 (428 amino acids)
Source: RefSeq, a predicted model, not a curated record